GCAUCAACAUCAGAAGAGAGAGGGGGGAUCUUACGGAAGACCUUUUGAAUCGCAGCCUUGGUCGUUAAACGGUUGUUAUCAAUCAUUUUGAAGUUAACGGAUAAAUUCAAUAGGAUUUAAACAUGACUUUAAGAGGGCCACUGUGUCGUCUUCUACGGACGCAACUCAACAAUACCUGUCAGAGCAGAGCGCAUUCUGUGGCUGUUUUAGGAGCCCCAUUCUCAAAAGGACAGAAAAGGGGAGGGGUGGAAAAUGGACCCAAAGCCAUCAGAGAUGCUGGUCUGAUCGAGAGACUUUCACAUCUGGAUUACCCAGUGCAUGACUUCGGAGACCUGAGCUUCCAGUAUCUGGAGAAGGACGAGCCUUACAUGCACGUCCCCUUCCCUCGCACUGUGGGCAGAGCUAACAAACUGCUGUCAGGGGCCGUCAGCAACGCUGUGGGAGCCGGACACACUACCAUCAUGCUGGGAGGAGACCACAGCCUGGCCAUUGGUUCAGUGGAAGGCCACGCCAAGCAGCGUCCCGACCUGUGUCUGAUCUGGGUCGACGCCCACGCUGACAUAAACACGCCCUUCACGUCUCCCUCAGGCAACCUCCACGGACAGUCGGUGGCCUUCAUGCUCAAAGAGCUGCAGAACAAGAUGCCAGAGCUCCCAGGCUUCUCCUGGGUGAAGCCCUUCCUGUCGGCUAAAGACCUGGUCUACAUUGGCCUGAGAGACGUAGACCCGGGAGAGUACGACAUCCUGAAAGACUUGGGUGUCCAGUACUUCACAAUGAGAGACAUCGACAGGCUCGGCAUCCAGAGAGUCAUGGAAGUCACUUUCGACCACCUCUUGUCAAGGAAGCAGCGGCCAAUCCAUCUGAGUUUUGACAUUGAUGCGAUGGACCCUUCGUUGGCCCCGGCCACAGGAACACCAGUAAACGGAGGACUGACCUACAGAGAAGGAAUCUGGAUCACAGAGGAGAUCCACAACACAGGGUUGUUGUCAGUGAUGGACCUUGUUGAGGUCAACCCAGACCUGGGGGCGAGUCGUGAGGCGGUGGAGAGCACUGCUUCCAUGGCGGUCGACGUCAUCGCAUCCGCCCUAGGGCAGACCCGUGAGGGAGGUCCCAUCACUCAGGAGUCGCAAACGCUUAAAGAGGAUACGGAACAGCUCCGGCUCUAGAACACACAGCUUCUAGAACACACAGCUUCUAGAACACACAGCUUCUAGAAGACUAAGAACUUUCAACAUGUGACCACUUGGCAUUCCUGAAUUCUAAAAGACUUUACAUACACACACUGGUGCAGUAGUUGGAAAGUCUUCUGUGUGUAUGGUGCUGUAUGGCAACCUGUUCAACAGACAGUCAAACUUCAAUCAUGACUGAACUUAUAAUAACCAAUAAGCCCCAAAUAAAGGCUUUAUACGCCUUAUUUACUAAGAUGACUUGAAAAACUUAGCCUGGGCCCAGAUCUUUGCUAUCUUAUCAUCUGUUUGGCAGGACAAGGAAUCGCAUAAAAUAGUCACACAAACAGACUGGUACCCAGGCUAUGGAAAGCUCUCAUCUAAAAUGUCAACUGUAAUUGAUGUGAUCAGCUGGUCUCCCUGGCCUUUGGAAAGACAGCCUCCCAAGCUCCACUAGGGAAAUGUUGACUGUAUUUGACUGUGAUCAGUAGUGUGCCAUAGACAUAGUGAUCAGCAGUGUGCCAUAGACAUAGUGAUCAGUAGUAUGCUAUAGACAUGGUGAUCAGCAGUGUGCCAUAGACAUAGUGACCAGUAGUAUGCCAUAGACAUAGUGAUCAGUAGUGUGCCAUAGACAUAGUGAUCAGUAGUGUGCCAUAGACAUAGUGAUCAGUAGUAUGCCAUAGACAUAGUGAUCAGCAGUGUGCCAUAGACAUAGUGAUCAGUAGUAUGCCAUAGACAUAGUGAUCAGUAGUGUGCCAUAGACAUAGUGACCAGUAGUAUGCCAUAGACAUAGUGAUCAGUAGUAUGCCAUAGACAUAGUGAUCAGCAGUGUGCCAUACACUUUAUUUAACUAGGCAAGUCAGUUAAGAACAAAUUAUUAUUUUCAAUGACUGCCUAGGAACAGUGGGUUAACUGCCUGUUCAGGGGCAGAACGACAGAUUUGUACCAUGUCAGCUCGGGGAUAUGAGCUUGCAACCUUUACAGUUGCUAGUCCAACACUCUAACCACUAGGCUACCCUGCCGCCCCUCCACUCUAACCACUAGGCUACCCUGCCGCCCCUCCACUCUAACCACUAGGCUACCCUGCCGCCCCUCCACUCUAACCACCUAGUUGCUGACGACUUAACCCUGCAGCUCUGUAAUGGGGUUGUAUGAAGCUGGACACGACGACAAGCAUGAAACUGCCUGAAAACUAUGUUUAUGUGCAGAAUGUUAUUAUUAUUCUACUGAUGUUUACACUGUUUGGUUUGGACAUAUACCUCAGCUAAAUACGAAGUGGCUGUGCCAGUUGAGUUGUCAUGGGGAUGCUGUGCCAGUUGGUAGGGAUGCUGUGCCAGUUGGUAGGGAUGCUGUGCCAGUUGGUAGGGAUGCUGUGCCAGUUGGUAGGGAUGCUGUGCCAGUUGAGUUGUAGGGAUGCUUUUGCACUUUUGGACCAGAUGUGGUUUUGACACAUUUUAUUAGAAAUAUUGUGUUUUGUAGUUUUACAUUGAAUAAUCACUAUGAAUCCAUGUUUAUGUAUUCACUGUAUGUUUUAAAGGACUAGGUAACGCUUUUCUCCAGUAAAUCUAUAUAAGUUAAAAGUGGUGUACGUAAUGGAUAUGGUAAAUGCUGAUAAGAGUGAAGUAAUAUUAUUUUAUUUACUAAAUGUAAAAACAUGCCUUUUGAUGUGACCACUAAAUCUGUAUUUUUAAAUAAAGUAAUUUAGUCUUCCACAA
This is a messenger RNA of Oncorhynchus nerka (sockeye salmon), 2881 nucleotides long. Its product is annotated as arginase-2, mitochondrial-like. The transcript has 8 exons. Gene Ontology annotation, molecular function: manganese ion binding; arginase activity. NCBI's taxonomy places the organism in Eukaryota, Metazoa, Chordata, Actinopteri, Salmoniformes, Salmonidae. Gene Ontology annotation, cellular component: mitochondrion; cytoplasm. Bases 123 to 1166 code for a protein of 347 amino acids. The record is from RefSeq and is a predicted model, not a curated record.